Messenger RNA from Saccoglossus kowalevskii, 1000 nucleotides. RefSeq lists its product as uncharacterized. Lineage: Eukaryota; Metazoa; Hemichordata; Enteropneusta; Harrimaniidae. The record is from RefSeq and is a predicted model, not a curated record.
AUGUCCAGCGGCAGGCUUUAUAUGACAUUAGGGGACUGUAUCGGCGCUUGGUCGGCGUCAUGCACAGGUCGCCAAUGUAUCUUGUCACUUACCAGGUAUAUUGCCAGUCAUCCGGAGUUAGUUGAAAAGCUUUCAGAGACCUGGCCUAUCAGGAGACUGGCCCAGUUAACAGCGUAUUCAUUUUUCAAAGCAAAGGAACUUGGUGAAGAAGGUGUACAGAAGGGAGUGGAAAAAAUCAAAGACUCAGAGAUGCUCAAGCAAUUUGAAGAGAUGCCACCAAGUGAACACAAAAUGUCCACAUUCUUUCAUACAUUUGCAAAAGAACUUCGUGGAGGAAUGUCUGAACUUAGUGAUAAAAUAGAGAAAGAUAAAAAACAACUUGAGGAUAAAGAAAACUAAUGUAUUCACCCAGAAUUGCCAGAGUUGAUUAUUUACAGGGAUAUCUUUUGGUUAUUACGUGUAUUGCAAUGUACAAUUGUAGAGAUGAUUCUACAAUUACAAACAGUUACAAACACAGAGAAGAAAAUAGUCGAGAAUCUAUGCAUUUUCCAAGGUCUGUCAGACUCCAAGAGCUGCACACCUUGCAAAAUACAUAAUUAGACUUUGAAGAUGAGAAUGCUAGUGUGAUACAUAUGAAACUGGAGUAUCAGUACAGAUUUGCAUCAAAUGGGAGAUUCAAUUGAAAUGAAAUAUUAAGUUGGUCACCAUGUUCAUUCAUACUGAGAAAUACAUUUUUAUGAAUAUUGCAAUUCUUGAAAUAUCACAAAAUUUCAGUGAGAAUUGUCUUUGGGUUUACCUAGUAAUAGAGUCACAGUGACUUUCAUGACAUUAAGGUCUUGUGAAUGUCCUUAUAAAAAAUUAUUAAAUUGCAAAAUUUUAUCGAGUAAGUGUAAUUUUGUUUGAUUAAAGCUGUUGUUCCAUAUUUUUGUAGGCUUUGCACUUUAAAGCAACCAAUUACAUAAACAUGGUAAUACAACUGUUAUAAAAAUCAUUCAUUUAU